This is a messenger RNA of Mus caroli (Ryukyu mouse), 994 nucleotides long. Its product is annotated as olfactory receptor 6C75-like. Gene Ontology annotation, molecular function: G protein-coupled receptor activity; olfactory receptor activity. Gene Ontology annotation, cellular component: membrane. Gene Ontology annotation, biological process: G protein-coupled receptor signaling pathway. Lineage: Eukaryota; Metazoa; Chordata; Mammalia; Rodentia; Muridae. The record is from RefSeq and is a predicted model, not a curated record.
AGAUCAAGGAGGGCUGAUGGCAAAAGAAGUGGAGGUAAUGAUGAAGGCGUGGAAUGAGACAACAGUCCUGGAGUUUGUCCUGGAGGGCUUCCUUGUGGCUCAGCACCUGGGCAAGGUCCUCUUCCUCGUGCACCUGCUGGUGUAUCUGGCCUCAGUCACAGGAAACACUCUCAUAAUCGCCAUCACGUGGACCGAUCCUCGCCUGCAGACCCCGAUGUAUUUCUUCCUCAGGAGUUUCUCCUUCUGCGAGUGCUGUUUCAUCUCCACCGUUAUCCCGAAACUCCUGGCAAUCUUUCUUUUUGGAGACAGAACAAUUCAUUUCACUCCCUGUAUCAUCCAAGCGUUUUCUUUUUUGUUUCUUGGGUCCACAAUUUUCUUCCACAUGGCUGUGAUGUCCUUGGAUCGCUACCUAGCCAUUUGCAAGCCUCUGCGCUACCCAGCCAUCAUGAACCCCAGGGUCUGUUUCCUUCUGGUUUUCUUCAGCUAUGUGCUUUCCUUCAUCCUAGUAACUGGUGUGAUUCUGAGGCUUUCCAGGCUGUCUUUCUGUGGCUCUAAUGUCAUUCCCCACUUCUUCUGUGACCUUGGCUCCUUAAUUCAUCUCUCCUGUUCAGACACCAAAUCUCUUGAAAGCAUGGCCUUCAGUGUCGCUGUGGUUGUCCUUUUCACAUCUGUCCUUGCGGCUAUAUUUGCAUACAGCAACAUACUAAUCUCAAUCAUGCGUCUUCCAUUGGCCAAGGAUCGACAGAAAGCUUUCUCCACCUGCUCAUCCCACCUCAUCGUCCUCUCUCUGAUGUAUGGCAGCUGUGUGUUUAUAUAUGUGAAACCCAAGCAAGUGAGCAGACUUGAAUCCAACAGAGAGGCCGCUCUCGUAAACACGGUAGUGACGCCGCUUCUGAAUCCUGUCAUCUAUACUCUGCGCAACAAGCAGGUCCACCAAGCUCUGAGGGACGCACUAUCCAGGGUGAACUUACGGAAAUAGUAUCAUCUGCUUGGG